Messenger RNA from Cynoglossus semilaevis (tongue sole), 8705 nucleotides. It is a transcript of the gene map2k7, whose product is annotated as mitogen-activated protein kinase kinase 7. The record is from RefSeq and is a predicted model, not a curated record. Lineage: Eukaryota; Metazoa; Chordata; Actinopteri; Pleuronectiformes; Cynoglossidae. The coding region runs from base 86 to 1405 and encodes 439 amino acids. Gene Ontology annotation, molecular function: protein kinase activity; ATP binding. Gene Ontology annotation, biological process: protein phosphorylation. The transcript has 12 exons.
UGUGUGUUGCCUGCCUGUCUGUCUGCUGCCAGAGAGGGGAGUCGAGAGCUCUGCUAGGAAACUACAUGGUGUUCAAUUUUUCAAGAUGUCGUCGCUGGAACAGAGGCUGUCGCGAAUCGAGGAGAAGCUAAAGCAGGAGAAUGAAGAAGCUCGCCCGAGAAUCGACCUCAACAUCGACAUGAGUCCACAGCGAUCACGUCCCAGGCCCAUCAUCGUGAUCCAGCUCAGUCCUGCUCCAGCCCCUUCCCAGCGUGCAGCGCUCCAGCUGCCACUCGCCAACGACGGAGGUAGUCGUUCGUCAUCCUCUGAGAGUUCGCCCCAGCACCACACCAAUCCCAGCCGCCCACGACACAUGCUAACCCUGCCCACACCUCCAUAUGACCUUCAGAAGAGUUUAGAGAAUGCAGAGAUUGACCAGAAGCUUCAGGAGAUCAUGAAACAGACAGGAUAUCUGAAGAUUGAUGGUCAGCGGUAUCCAGCAGAGGUGGCAGACCUGUUCAGUGAGGGGGAGAUUGGCAGUGGGACCUGUGGACAGGUCUUCAAAGUACGAUUCAAGAAGACGGGUCAUGUCAUUGCUGUCAAACAAAUGCGUCGCACAGGAAACAAGGAUGAGAACAAAAGGAUUCUUAUGGACCUGGAUGUUGUGCUCAAAAGUCACGAUUGCCCCUACAUUAUACAGUGCUACGGCGCCAUAGUUACUAAUACCGAUGUAUUUAUUGCCAUGGAACUAAUGGGAACAUGUGCAGAGAAGCUAAAGAAGAGAAUCCAAGGCCCCAUCCCAGAGCGGAUCCUAGGAAAGAUGACAGUGGCUAUUGUGAAAGCGCUGCAGUACCUUAAAGAGACACAUGGUGUCAUCCACCGUGACGUCAAACCCUCCAACAUCCUCCUCGAUGCUAAAGGUCAAAUCAAACUUUGCGACUUUGGCAUCAGUGGACGCCUCGUUGACUCCAAAGCCAAGACCCGCAGCGCUGGCUGUGCUGCCUACAUGGCACCUGAAAGAAUAGACCCACCUGAUCCCACUAAACCUGACUAUGACAUCAGAGCAGACGUGUGGAGCCUUGGUAUCUCUCUGGUGGAACUGGCUACUGGACAGGUUCCCUACAAAAACUGUAAGACAGACUUUGAGGUUUUGACCAAAGUGCUGCAGGAAGAUCCUCCACUGCUGCCUCUCAGCAUGGGCUUCUCUCUCGACUUCCAGUCCUUCGUCAAAGACUGCCUUACAAAGGAUCACAGAAAAAGGCCAAAAUAUCACCAGCUGCUGAAACAUAAUUUCAUCCGACGUUAUGAGGUGGUGGAUGUUGACGUGGCCGGUUGGUUUCAGACAGUGAUGGAUCGCACCGAGACACUUCGCAGCAGCCAGUGUUACAGCCAUCAGCACCAGCUCCACUCACUCUUCAGUAGGUAGCCUAGUCCAGAUGAAUGUUAGCUUAGUUACACGCUCGUCUAGUCUAGCCUUAGCUUUGCCAAGCCAAGACUCAGUCUGUUCUAGUCUAGUCCAGCGUCAUCAGCUAAGCCUAGCAUGGGCUGAGUCAGACCACCUGUCCAUCUGUCCACCAGAGGGCCACCUUAGGGGUAAAAAGAAGCAAAGGACACUGUGGAGGGCUCUGAAAGGACAGAUGGAAAGAUGAAGGGAGAGAUGUGUUAUCUUUGACGUGAUGAAAUGAAAACUGGACAGGCAGACGGGGGGAGGAGUGAACAGGAAAAGGCUGACUCUGUAGUCAGUAGCCUUUUUCAUUCACCCUGUUACACAAUAUUACACUGUUUCACCGCAGAAUAUCUAACUUGGCACACACACCUGUUAUUAAUGUGUGUGUGUAUGUCUGUCUGUCUUCUGGGUGUUUUUACAUUAUUUACAUUUAUUUAGACAAGGGUAUCUCUGAAGCAUUUAUCCAGGUCUUUCAAUCAACAGAGUAGUCACUACACACUGGAACAAAGCAUCUGCGAAAUGAUCAACCGUCAAUCACUUGUACAUAAAUGUAAGGGAAGACACAGCAAAGUCGAAUGCAGUGGUGUUUCUUCAGGUGUUUGGACUAUCACUCAUCCUCAGGUUGCAUUAUUGUUUGCGUGUGUGUUAACACGUGUCAUUCCUUUAAGUAAGAUUAUUAAUUUCGUUCUUUAUAUUCAUCACCUUAACACUAACGCACUAACCAGUUAAGGACAAAUAGUAAUAGUCAUUGUGUCUGUCAUAUGUGCUAUUAUAAUUGGAGAAAUGUAAUGAAAAAAAAAGUUUCCAAAAAAAUUAGUGUUUUAUUUUAGUCUCGUAGUUGUAGGAGCUAUUUUAUGCUUUAGUUUUAGUUGGGUUUUUUUUAUAAUGAGCACCGAAAGACAUGAUAGGACUGAAGUGAGUGUCUGUUAAAGGAAAUGCAGUGAAAGGUGAGACUGAUGGCCAAAGUAAUGUUACAGCAAUCAGAGAGAUAGAAGUUUGGAAGUAAAAAAUGACAUGCAAGCAGAGAGCUCUGCAUUGAGAAGAUGUAAAUUCUAGAGAUAAUCCUGUACAAAGUGCAUAAGUGAAGUAGAUUUUACUGGUGGUGAGAUCUUUACUCCACUCCGUGUAUCUACCUCUUCUACUUUGUCCACCUCUCUGUCUGCUGCCGUUGUUUUAGUGUGAUGCACUGCCCCACACUGUUUACACACCAAAGGAUGAGUGUAGUGCUGGUUGUUUCUGGUCGAUGUAAGCUGUUUAGACCUGUGCCUGUGAACAUUUUACAUUCUAUACUCGGGAUAGGCCAUUUGAGGUAUUAGCUAAAAUGCUAAUCAAAGUUAAAAUCACCCUUUGUGGAACUUUAUUAUAAAAUAGUUAAGACAGAACUCUGUCUUAACACAAAACUGUGUGAUUAGCAGAUGUGGCUAAACAUAAUUUACUACUGCCAAAGAGAGCAGCAUUCACUGAGUACGUCCAUAUUUUUGUUUGAGUCAGAUUACACUUCCCCUAUAUGGUAGAAUGAUAAUUAUCUUCUAGUUUCCAUUUAUCCAAAAUGUAUGUACUCAUUGGUAAAACUGGGCCUGUUUAGUUAAACACAAUGCUGCUCUAUAGGCAGGAAUUGAAGAAAGACACAGACGAAGAUUUUCAAAAUCUCUGAGUCACUCUGUAACGUCUUGAUGUAAUUAGCUGGCACAGGUUUUCAGAGAUUGAAUGGGUUGCUUGCCAGCAUUCUGUCAUAGAGUCACAGCCAAAGCAUACUCCCUGUCCACGUUGUUCACCAAACCAAAUCACUGCUAAACACAGAGGUUUAAGGAGUACAUUGAAUGAGACAGGAAACUGUAACGUGGCAUAAAAAAGAGAGAUUGGGAAAUGUUGUCUGAUGGAAAAGGAUAAGUAGAAACGGUAAAGAAGUGGAGAAAGGUCAGGGUGUAUGGAGACAGAGUUUUGAAAGUCGGAUGAGGAAUAGAGAAAAGUCGAGCAUGGUAGAAUAAGAUGGCAUAAGGACAGAGUGUGGAGCUACAUGGGAAGUUUAUUUUUCUGGUUUUCCGCCAACCUAGUGAUUGUGAUUUUAGCAGGAGUUCAUAAAUGUUGAUACACUUUGCAACCAUAUUAUUUAUUACAUGGCUACUGCUGCUACUUUUUUUUAUUGCUUUAGAUGCUGCUGUCACUUUUUUUUUCAUUUUCUUUUAAGCCAAAUAAAUGAAAUAAUGCAAAGUCGACAUUACCAAAUAUUGAGUUGCAAAUGCAAAGGUGGCAAAAGCAAGUUUAGAGUCUGACCAGAAGAGGAAGUGCAGGAAGCAUGACUUCACAAAACUACUACUAACCCACACACACACCCAAUAUAAACAAUUUAAAUGUAGCUCUAUAUGUUACACAAGUAGUAAGUCUUUAUCCAGCAGUCACACUACGACUCUGUACAGUGUAGAUAUAAAUUAAAGGAAACGUCUGUCUGUCCAGGUGCUCUCUAUAACAUCCAUCCGUCCCUCCAUCCGUUUACAGGUCGUCUGCAAGCUUGUCAAUUUUGACAGUUCACACCAAAGGUGUCCACAACUCAAAAACUACGAGCGUUGUUGUUGUUGUUAUUGUUAUGACUAUUGUUAUUGACAUUAUAAAUGAUUACUCUCAGCUAUGAUAUAUAUGAAAUCUCUCUGUAGCUAGUGGCAGAGGGUGUGUGCGUGUGUGUGUGUGUGUAUGUAUGAGUAUGAGUAUGAAAAGGGUGCUGUGUGUCAUGUACUGUUCAGGGGGAGACUGGUGCGCAAACACUACAACCAAGAGCCAAGCAAUAAAAGUCAGCUUUCUGCUCAGUAAGUUGGACUGGCCUGUGUCAGGAAGUUUAGUUUAGACUACUUCAACUGACCUGAACAGAUAAUCCAGACAGGCUAACAGAACACAAUUUGUAUUCCAAGGUCAACAACUAAAAAAAGUUGAUGAAGAAUAACAAGAAUAACACAUGAAAAAUGUUUCUUAUUUUAUUGUUUUAAUGUUUUACAUGCCAUUUUUUUACCAGGCUAUAAGUAAUUUCACUAAAGAUAUUACCCUAAAAUACCUAUGGCCACAAGAGGGCAGUCUCUACUAGACCACUGAAAAUUUGCACUAAAGUAAAUUAAACUGGCGAUGGAGCAGCAGAAAAAAAAAUCUAACUGCUGGAGCUGAUGCUGACAGUUACUCUGACGACAGCUCAGCAGAAGAGGAGACGAUGCUUCGUCUUCCUUCAUUAGAAGCAACACUGAGGGUCAGUUCAGUGAUGGGGAAUAACAUCAAUAGUAUAGUCUGGAAAAUGUGGUCCCAUACAGGUAGUCUUACAGCAACCUGGUUUAGUCUGAUUGAGUACACUAGUACAUUAGUUGUAAUUAGCUCUAUUUGUAAAAGUACAUGAUAACAUACACAUAAAGAUGAAAUCUUACUUUUAAUUCUUACUGUUUCUUAACGUACACAUGGCAAAAUAACUGUACUAACAGAACAACAACAGUAAUAGAAAAAUAAAACUGAAGAGUAGCUAAAGUAAACAAAACAGGAAAUGGACUAAUUCUGCUUUUGAGCAACCGAUGUCUUACCAUAGUUCUUUAUUGGAGAAGUAACAUUAGAAGGGUCACACCUUCAUGAACCCAUCUGGUUUGUCCACUGGAUUUAGCAUACAUUCGUAAAGUUUUGUCAAAACAGGCAAAUUAAGUCCCCGUAGAAGCUAACAGAAAAAAACCCCAGAAAACAUUAACUUCAGGAUACAGGCCUUUGAGCAGAAGAAGUAAAGCAUUGGCACAGCUGUGUUUGCUCAGUAUUUGUGAGAUUCAACAUUGAUGCCAGCACUGACCUGGACAAAAAUCAAAGCCACGGUUUAUAUUCCAGAACAAACAGAGUUGCCUUUUCUGCCCUUGUAAAUAACAGGUGUCAAGGCUAAACAUGGCCUGGAUCUAAUGUAUAUAAGCCUGGAUCUGGUGCCUAGCAUCCCUCAGCUGUGGUGCGUCAUCGGUGCAGUCUGAUAUGUAAACACUCAGAGCGGUGCUGCAACAUUCACUGUCUAAACUCUGUUUCUCUGUAUCAGCUAAAUUGUGUCCAAACAAAAAGCUGGAGCCCGUCUCCCCUGGUGAGGUUUGCUUUCAUUAAACCAAUAUUGUUUUACAAACACACACACACACACAGACAGAUGUCAGCCAGUGACUACGCCUUUGUGAAACUAUUCAUUUUUGGCUCCCAAAGAAUGAACGUUUUGAAAAUGCUCAAGCCGUUCUUGUCAAAAAUGUCAGGACUUCAUUUAGGCCUGAUCAUACAGACUGUACGGCUGUGUCUGGACUCAGUAUCUGUAGUAACUGAGGUGCCCAAAUGCAUUAGCGCCCUCUGUAAUUUGGUUGGUAGUUGCACUGGACUUUGCGUAUGGGUGUGGGCCGCAACAGAAUUGUCCUACAUAGUUCAACUUCUGCUCUUCAACUAAUGGCAGACUUUUGUGUGGCUAAUACAAGAAUUUGUGUAACCAAUAAGCUAUACCAGUGUUUCACAACUUUAGAAAAAUCCAAACAGAAAUGUCACAAAAACUGUUAUGAAAUAUAAUUUUCUCAUAAUUUACUUACUCGUUGUGUAACCUGGUCCUGUUUAGUUGAAUACAAUGCUGAUAUACUCACAGGAAUUGAAGAAUGGCCACAAAUGGCACCGGGCGAGUAGUGUGUGUGUGUGUGUGCGCCUGGGUGCUUGUGUGUGUGUGGUCACCCCAUCUGUAAGUAAACCAAAUAUCAUUUUCACUAUGCAGUCAUUGAACCCAUGUCAGCUUGCUUGAACAGGAGAGAAGCCUCAUGUACAUAGACAGAUAAACUUAAUUUAGCAACAGUGUGUUUUUGUUUCAGCGCCCUCUGCCUGCCCACAGCUAGUUCACAGAGUGGAAAACGCAAGAUAUAAUUUUUGAAUGAGCUGACAAAUAUUUAAGGAUUGUACUGGGGUUUCGGGGGAGGGAUGAGGGUCACACUAAGUUCUGUAGUGUUGGAGGAGAUACAGAUUAAUGCUGUAAUGUAUAUCAUCAACUGCAUGUUAUUGUCACCGCUGUAACUACCAUGGUUUUGUUGUUUUGGUUUUUCUUUCGACGCAACAGUCAGUUGGCUUGGGGAUGCACAAAAAUUUAUUCUUAUUUAUGAUUUUUACACAUAUAGACGGUAUUUUUUUGUUUUUGAAAAAAUUGUGACUUUAUUGUGUUCUUAGUAGACACACACUUUUGCCUCUUUUUUCUUCUUAAAAUUUGCAUAUACGUUUUCCAUUAUUGUAUAUUAAAAAUCGAUGUGCUCCGCAGGUUGCAAACUAAAGUUGCCUGGUGGUAGAGCAAAAGAUCUUCAGUAAAUCAGACUACUUAGUACACCAUCUCCAACAUGAGUGAACAUGUUCUCAUAGAGACUGUUGUAUGAGAGUCCUCCUCUAAUAGAACACAAUGUCAGUGUCAAAGACUUGAGUCUUAUUUAGAGGAAAAUAGAAGAGUGGUUAGUGCUUUACUUCUAAAACCAGGGUAAGGAAUUCCCCGUCACCAAUGUGGUUUAACUUUUGCAACCAAAAGAUAACAUCCAUUUUUUAUAUACUGUCUACGCCUGAGAUUGGAAGACGUCGAGGUGAAGCUGUAUCGUCAUUAGCAGACGGUGUUUGUUAAAAACAAACGUCCUGUUUCCCCCCUCACCCAUGUGACCCGUGUCUUCUCUUUUCAUUCAGCCGUGUGAGCGAGCAAAGAAGUGUGAUGUUUAUUUGUCUACCAAAAGUCUUUACAAUAUGGUAAUUAUUAUUAUUAUUAUUAUUAGCUUUUAUUUUUGUCCAUUGUUUUGUUUUGAUUAUGAUUACUUUUAUUUUUGUGGGUUUUUUUUUUUUUUAUUGUUGUUAUAAUUCAGGGCAAGGACAACACCAAAUUGAACAAAAUGACAUGGUUGAUCCCAGGUUUCUUUGACGGGCGAGGUGGAUCGAGGUCACUCACCAUCACGCUGUAAUGUCUGUCCGCCACAUAAAGACAACCUCUGAACUGAGAAUCUGAUAGUAUUUUUUAAUUCUAAUUAUUAUUGUUAUAAUGUUUUCUCUCUGAUCAGUUAUCACGAUCAGUUGAUUUCUUGUUAUCCCAGUUAGGGUCUAUAAUGUGUGCUGUUAUUUUAUGCCCACACCCACGCCCCUCCUUUAAUCCCUUCUCACUACUUUUAAAUUUUAUUUUAUUUUUUUAAAUUUAUGAUUAUUUUUGUACUCUUCCUGGUUGUUCUGAUGCUGUAGUGUUGAGCUGGUCGGUCUAAUACCAGAGCUUUUUUUUUUUUUUUUUUCCUUCCCUAAUGCUGAGACUGUCGUGGCUGAUGUUGCACUUGUGAUGGGUUUUAUUUUUGUGUGUGUUUGUUUGGUUUUGUGUUGCAGAUGUUAGAUUGUUGUGCAGAAAGGAGAAUGUCGGGUGCUUUCCUUAUUUUUCUUAGUCACAGCAGUUAUUUUACCAAUCGUGUAAAUCUGUGACACAGAACAAGAAAAUAAUUCAACAGUGUAUUUUUAUCACUGAUAUUUAUUUAUUGGUCAUUUGUAUGAUUUUUUUUCUUUGGUUUGUUUAUUUUUUUAUGGUUAUUGCUUUUUUUAUGUGGAGGGCAAACAGACCUGGAGGCAUGCUCACCUAAUGACAAUAAUUGUAACUUUGCAGUAGAAAUCUGCUGCUGAUGACCUCCGUCUUUAUGGUCUGACAAAAACAUCCAACCGUUAAUGUUUUAAAUCACCAUCCUGAUGUAUUUGAUAAAAGAAAAAACUCAUCGAUGUUUUUAUCCAGUAAAUCCUGAAUGCUGCCACAAAGCAGGCUGUUUUUCCUUUUUUAAGGUUUUGGUUUUUUAGGCUUUUCCUAUUUGAGCUGAUGAUAACAACUCUGAUAGCAAACUGAAUGGCUUGUUUUUACUUACACUCCGUUAGCUUUUUUGGGACACAUUUGUUGUUUGGUUUUCAUGCGAUGCAGAGCUGGGUGUGGAUUAAGAAAGUUUGCUGGUUUGCAGCAGGUGGUUGUGGGACUGACCUGAUUCACUGCUGAUGAUAAGUUUCUUGUGUAUGUUUAACACCACAGAUCUAUUGUCUCUGACAGUUGUAUUAGUCAACACAGCUUUAAUGCUCGUUUUAAAUCCAUGUGUUUGUUUUUGGUUUAUUUUAUUUUAAAUUUUUAUUUUCCUGGCUGUAUUGUUUUUUUUCCGCCCCACUCCCCUGUGUCAUUUCAAACAGAUUAAAUGCCAUUAUAUUGUGAAUACCUCAGGAUUUUUUGGAGAAAAAAAAAACACUUAAAAAUCAAACAAAUAAAUAAAUAAAAACUCAUAAAAAUCUA